This is a messenger RNA of Branchiostoma floridae (Florida lancelet), 4531 nucleotides long. Its product is annotated as fibroblast growth factor receptor 2-like. Lineage: Eukaryota; Metazoa; Chordata; Leptocardii; Amphioxiformes; Branchiostomatidae. Gene Ontology annotation, molecular function: ATP binding; fibroblast growth factor receptor activity; fibroblast growth factor binding. Bases 300 to 2924 code for a protein of 874 amino acids. The transcript has 19 exons. Gene Ontology annotation, cellular component: signaling receptor complex; membrane. The record is from RefSeq and is a predicted model, not a curated record. Gene Ontology annotation, biological process: fibroblast growth factor receptor signaling pathway; positive regulation of cell population proliferation; protein phosphorylation.
UUGAUCACGUGGUCCUAAGCCCCACCGAGUCCCGUUCUGAGUUGGGUCGAGAGCGAGCACAGAUUGGAGUUGUACAAAUAUUCUGCGAUUUCGGACCGUUUACUGCACGGAUUUGCGCUGAAAAGUUCCCUAAGUGCACCUAGGACGUCUGUAGAGGCUUCGUGUGUGGAGUAACGCUGGUGUUUGGCCGGAUCGGUGUUGUAAAGGCCUAGACUGCAGUCCACUGCUGAUGUCUUGCAGGAGAUAGCAAGACUUCUUCCUGCGGGAGAAUUCCACAAGCCUGGCAGACAGAGCCGACCAUGGGCCUGUGCAGGUGCUUACAGCUGCGCCUGCUGCUUGCUGCCAUGGCAACAGCUGCCAUGGCUGCAGUCACCUCAACCCAAGAUGCUACACCGCACCCUGGAGAACCUCCAUCCUGGAAAAGCUCCCAACAAAAGGACAUCAGUGUGUCAUUAGGACAAACAGCAGAGCUUAGAUGUAGAGUAACUGGAGACCCCAGACCUGAUAUCACGUGGAGCCACAAUGGAAACAUUAUUCAGGACGAAAUGCCAAGAUAUGACUUGGGCAGAUAUCGAUUGACUAUUGACAAUGUCCAAUGGGAAGAUGAAGGAGUCUAUACAUGUAUAGCUGAGAAUCCCUUGGGAACAAUACAAGGAAAUAUCACAUUACAUGUGCAUGAGAGAGAUUCAGACGAUAAUUUCUCAGGCGACGGAAUCUUGAUGGACACCAUAGGUGCUGAAGGUGUGGAUGAUCUGGAUGUGAGAGACCUGGCCGCCCUGAGGGAUGCUGGGGAUGAUGAGGACUAUGCUGCAGAUGAGGAGGAGGAUGAACCAGGGAUGAUUCAUGAUGAUGCUCCCCAUGCGCCAGUGUGGCAGAAGCCAGAAGAUAACCAGAAGAUCAUCGCAGCCCCUGCUGGGAACACAGUCAAGAUGCGCUGCCCAGCGACAGGCAACCCUCGCCCCACCAUCAGGUGGCUCAAGGACAAACAGGAGUUCCGAGAGUCGGACAGAAUGGAGGGCUACAAGAUCCGUAACAAGCACUGGAGCCUUGUGAUGACUGGAAUAGUCCCAUCAGAUGAAGGGUUCUACACCUGCAUCAUCCAGAACGACUAUGGCAGUAUCAACCACACCUACGAGUUGGAUGUCAUAGAGCGAUCCCCAAGCCGACCGAUCCUGGCCCCUGGGCUGCCCCAGAACCAGACUGUUGUGGUGGGGAGCACAGUGGACUUCCAGUGUAAGGUCUUCAGUGAUGCACAGCCACACAUUCAGUGGCUCAAGCACUACGAAGUAAACGGGAGCUACGUGGAUGCCAAUGGCAAACCCCAUGUCAGAGUGCUGAAGAGCUCCAGCAUGGACUUUUCAGAUACGGAUACCAUUCCUAUCGAUGAUACAGCGGAUGUGAAUAACACAAAGCAAGACCUGGAGAAGCUGGUCCUAAGGAAUGUUACUGAGGAGGAUGCGGGACAGUAUACUUGCUUGGCGGGGAACUCUAUAGGCUUUUCCUAUAACUCUGCUUGGCUGACUAUUAUACCAGAAUAUCCCACACCCCCGACAGUGGAGACCAGAAAGCCUGUCCAACCCGACAAGUAUGACAUCGCUGCAGAGAUCGCUGUCUACUCUGUGGGCGGUGUCUUCCUACUCACCAUCUUUGCCUUCGUGGCCAUCUACUACUUCCGCUUCAAGAGGAAACAGGUGCCCAAGAGCAACGAACCACCACUCUGUCAACUGAAGAAACCCUUACACUUGAAAAGACAGGUAUCACUAGAGUCAUCUUCAUCUAUCAACUCAAAUGCACCGCUGGUGAGAUUACGAAGUACGAGACUGUCGUCAUCAUUAGGGGGUGUCACUGAGUACGAGUUGCCCCUCGAUCCUGACUGGGAGUUUCCAAGAGACAGAUUACAUCUUGGUAAACCUCUUGGGGAGGGCUGCUUUGGUCAGGUGGUGAUGGCUGAUGCUGUGGGCAUCAUUGAGAAGGAGACAGUCACCACAGUAGCAGUGAAGAUGCUGAAAGAGGAUGCCACGGAGCGCGAGCUUGCCGACCUGGUUUCUGAGAUGGAGACGAUGAAGAGGAUCGGCAAGCACAAGAACAUCAUCAACUUGUUGGGCUGCUGCACUCAGGAUGGUCCCCUGUUUGUAAUUGUGGAGUACGCAGAGCACGGUAACCUGCGUGACUUCCUGCGGUCCAGGAGACCGCCCAGUAUGGACUACUACAAAAUGGCGGUAGAGUGUGACAAGCCGCUCACCCACAAAGAUCUGGUCUCCUUCGCCUACCAGAUUGGCAGAGGGAUGGAGUUCCUGCAUUCGAAAAAGUGUAUACAUCGAGACUUGGCAGCAAGAAACGUCUUAGUUGCCGACGGGAACGUGAUGAAGAUUGCUGACUUUGGCCUGGCGAGGGACAUCCACAACAUGGACUACUAUAAGAAAACCACAAAUGGUCGCCUCCCAGUGAAAUGGAUGCCACCAGAGGCACUGUUUGACAGGGUGUACACUACACAGAGUGAUGUGUGGGCAUUCGGAGUGCUGCUGUGGGAGAUCAUGACGUUAGGUGGCGGCCCCUACCCUGGCAUCCCCGUUGAGGAACUCUUCAAACUGCUGAAGGAAGGACACAGGAUGGAGAGGCCACAGAACUGCUCGGCUGAAAUGUACGAGCUGAUGCGCUGGUGCUGGCAGGCCAACCCCAACACCAGACCAAACUUCAACAUCCUGGUGGAGAAUCUGGACAGGAUGCUCACUCUCUCAGCCAAUGAGGACUACCUGGACUUGGAAGCCCCCCUGGACAGUUUCACGACGAGCUCCUCCCAGCCUCCCAGUUACCAUGGCAGCAGUGAUGAUGUUUUUGAAGAGGAUGCCAAGGUCGACACCGUCAUGCUCCCGCCUCAAGCUCCCAGCAGAAAACCCACAGAUAACAAGGAGACAACGAUAUAGGCUUCCCAGGCCUGAUGUCUUUUGUACCAAACUGUCCACUUUCAACACAUCACUAAUUGUAUAUUACUUUGUGAACAAAAAUAAUCAAUUUGUAUUCAGAGACUAGUAACAAUGCUAUUUGUGUAUAUAAAAAAAAACUCUAAAUGGUAGCAUUGUUCACUGACAGCUAGACUGAAGUGGGCAGAUUUCUGUAACUUUGUACUAAAGUGUAUAGAAACUACGGUUAAGGAAGCAUAGGGUAAGGGCUAGAGCUAAUGCAAGCUUCCAAGACAGUAUUUUAAGUCUUCCUGUGUUUAAACUGUAAGACAAGACAAUUGUGUGCCAACUUGUAAUAUACUGUAUGUUAAACUCUGGGUCAUUGGUUUCAACAUGUACAAAGGACUAUCAUACGUAUAUGUGGGGGUGUAUUAUAUGUAGAGAGGGAAAUGUUGUUGCCUGUGCCAAGACCGGACAUUACCUCCCCUUUUCUGAUCAGGUGUCUUCCAGGAAUGUCUAAGGGAAGACAUGAUGGUGAACUAAAGAAGCUGAUGUGUUAUCAUAUGGUAGUCGAAGCAGGUAUCAGUGGGGAGAAGGGAAGGGGUAGAGCGGAAGGCAACAGGAGUUUUAGGGCUGAGAGAGCAACAAAGUUUGUAAAAUAGUAAAAAAAAAGUUUUCCUAAUCCAAAAGUAUUUUACCAAAUCUUUUACAAAAGUUUAGAGUUGGAAAUACCUGCAAUACGUAUCAAAACCAAUUUGGAUAUUUAUUGAGGAAGUGAAUAUAUUUUUGAUUGUUUGUGAGAGAGGUGAAAUUAUUUAUUCAUAUUGCCAAAAAGUCCAAGCCUUUCUAGGUGAAGUUCUUUGGUAUCAAAUGUAGUAAGCUUUCAAUCAAAUCACUAUUUAGUCUAAAAGAUCUGUAUAUUAUCUGUAUUGGUCUUUGUGUCCUAGAGAGAUAAAGUAACUGUUAUACUGCCUCACCAUCCCCUGUGGGGACUAUUAGGUAGAGUUAGAAUCUUCAGGUCUCAGAAAAUUGUCAUGUAGGAAAAAUAACUCACAAAUAUUUGUUUUUAAAAAUGUAGAACCCAUGGCUUGAAUUGCAGUUUGAACUUCUGCAGAAAUAGAGCAUAGCACUGAUGAAAUUGCAUGUACAUCUUCAGGUGUGGUGUUUUUCCUACGAGGAACAUUUUCUAGAGACCUGUUCUUAGUUCCAAGUGACGGGGUUCCACAUGUACAAUCAGCAGCAAGGAUAAUCAUUGUGUGGUUUUUAAAUGUGAUCAAGCGUCAACAAUCAGGCUUGGUCUUAUAUCAAGAGUUAGAUCUUUAUUAUUGGUGCAUACAGGAGUUUGGCCCCCUUACCUCUGCAUCCCACCAUUUGUAUUAUAUCCACAUUUUCUAAGAUUUUGUCUUAGUUCUUUUUACAUUAUUACCUCCAAAGUGUCAGAAUAUGGGAUGUUACAGCUGUUCUUGUUUGCCUGUCUUCCAGUUCAAUAUUCUCAUGUAGCUCACUCUCUCUAAACAAAGUAGGAUUUCAGGGAAUUCCCAUGUGCCAUAAGUGAUUGGAAGAAAUCUUAGUCUUCUACAGGAAAUGCAUGAUCUUUGUUAUUUUUCUUCAUUGAAACUUUUAUACUCCCA